AUGGUAAAAUUCAUAACCCUCCUGGUCCCUCACUUAACAUCCCGUCUAGUUGCUCCGUUAAAACACCCCACGUGCAAGGCACGCAGGGAGGCGAUCAUUUUGCUCUGUACUCCAUCUUUUCAUUCAGAAAACCCAGAAAAAUUUCAACAUUCCGAUAAGAAAACCCUAAUCGUGAUAUCUUCUCCUCUAAAAUGCAAUGGUGUUGUGGCGUAUACGUGCAAAUAUGGAGGAAAUCGAUGUUGGACGUCGUUACUGGGGCAUCCGACAAUCUUUUCCAUUAGGUUAUACCAUGGUGGAGAGUUCACCAAAUUUCCUGGAAGAAAUUACAUCAAAGGAAAACAAACGUAUAUAGACUUACUCGACAUGGAUACUUUCUCAGUGCAUGACAUUGAUGAAAUGAUGGAACAGUUAGGCUAUGUUGAUGAAGGUAUACCUUUGUACUAUCACUUUAAACGACCUUUCAGAUUUAGAUUUCGGGUUAUUUUCUUUGGGUAG
Lactuca saligna is the source of this 495-nucleotide messenger RNA. Lineage: Eukaryota; Viridiplantae; Streptophyta; Magnoliopsida; Asterales; Asteraceae. The record is from the annotation of a GenBank genome assembly.